Amphibalanus amphitrite is the source of this 2059-nucleotide messenger RNA. Its product is annotated as BTB/POZ domain-containing adapter for CUL3-mediated RhoA degradation protein 3-like. The record is from RefSeq and is a predicted model, not a curated record. Gene Ontology annotation, biological process: protein homooligomerization. The transcript is spliced from 5 exons. Gene Ontology annotation, molecular function: protein binding. NCBI's taxonomy places the organism in Eukaryota, Metazoa, Arthropoda, Thecostraca, Balanomorpha, Balanidae. The coding region runs from base 190 to 1134 and encodes 314 amino acids.
GAUUUUGCUGAAAGCCUAGGGCGGUGGAUGAAUCAGAGUAUCUGUCUGUAUUGAUCGCUGCGUGUGGUGUGGAUCGGUGGAGACUAGUCGUUCACUAUUUUAUGCCGCGCGGUUAUUAGAUGUAGCUGCUUAGACUUCAAUAUCGCUGGAAAUUAAUUAUCUACGUCGUUUUGUGUUUCGUGUCAUCAAAUGUCUGGGGACCAAAGGACUAUGAUCAAAGGUAGUCCCUCCCAAUAUGUGAAGCUCAAUGUUGGAGGGACGUUAUAUUACGCAACCAUAGCAACUCUUACAAAAUAUGAUAACAUGUUGAAGGCAAUGUUUAGUGGAAGAAUGGAGGUUCUUACAGAUUCAGAAGGCUGGAUUCUGGUUGACCGUUGUGGCAAGCAUUUUGGCACAGUGCUCAACUACCUGAGGGACGGCACUGUGACUUUGCCGGACACUGCCCGCGAGCUGGCCGAACUAUACACGGAGGCCAAGUACUACUGCAUACAGGAGCUCGGCGAGGCGUGCGACAGCGCACUGAAGAAGCUCACCGACCGAGACGUGCAGCCCAUCUGUCGGAUCCCGCUCAUCACCAGCUCGCGCGAGGAGCACCAGCUCAUCAGCCAGAGCACCAAGCCCGUGGUCAAGCUGCUCAUCAACCGGCACAACAACAAGUACUCGUACACCAGCGCGUCCGACGACAACAUGCUGAAGAACCUGGAGAUGUUCGACAAGCUGAGCCUUCGCUUCAGCCAUCGCGUGCUCUUCAUCAAGGACGUGACGGCCACCAACGAGAUCUGCAUGUGGACCUUCUACGGCCGCGGUCAGAAGGUGGCCGAGGUCUGCUGCACCUCCAUCGUGUACGCCACCGACAAGAAGCACACCAAGGUGGAGUGCCACGAGGCGCGCAUCUACGAGGAGACGCUGAACAUUAUGCUGUACGAGGCGUGCGACUCGCCGGACGCCGAGCUGAUGCAGGCCACCGCGCGCCGGCCGGCAGCCGCCUUCGGCUGCACCAGCGACGACGACGAGCCGGCGGCCGCCGCCGCCGCCGCCGGCGCGCGCUCCAAGCACGGACUGGACCGGCUGCGCUCCAACAAGCAGGCGGCGCACGCGCACGCGGUGCCGCCGCCGCCGGCGCCGCCGCUGUGAGCGGCCGAGUGGCGGCAGUGGAGCGAGUGGCGGCGCGGCGCGCAGCCGAGCCGACCCCUGUCAGCCGAUCCUUCGGCACGAGUCCGCCCACUCGGUGACUGCCGAGAGACGCACGGCACCCAUACUUCAGCCGAGCGCCACGGCUGCGGCUCAGCGUACUUGUAGAAUUUGUGGAUAUGCUUUGCCUGUAUCGUUACGUAUAUACUGUGUCAAACAUAUAUUUUCAUCGCCAUGUUGCAGUUAUUGGCGGAGCAAUUUGAUAUCCGAAUGCAUCAUGCAAUUAUGAAUGGUAGAGCGGGUUGUUUUGAAGCCAGUUUGUAUGCCUCUUCUUGUCCAUAAACGCGUCUAUUGUAAUCUCAUUUUGUAAGCCGAGCGUUGUGCAUCAUAGCGCUGUCUCCACCUGCGUGCUGUUGUGCCGCCGCGGACCGGUCGGCGCCGCUCGGCCGCUGCGCCCGAGCUCCGCUAUAGGCGCCCGCGCUGGUGCGCGUGUCUGAGCCGGCUCGGUCCAGUGUCGGGGCCGGCUCGGUCCAGUGCCGGGGCCGGCUCGGUCCAGUGUCUGGGCCGGCUCGGUCCAGUGUCGGGGCCGGCUCGGUCCAGUGUCUGGGCCGGCUCGGUCCAGUGUCUGGGCCGGCUCGGUCCAGUCUCUGGGCCGGCUCGGUCCAGUGUCUGGGCCGGCUCGGUCCAGUGUCGGGGCCGGCUCGGUCCAGUGUCUGGGCCGGCUCGGUCCAGUGUCUGGGCCGGCUCGGUCCAGUGUCGGGGCCGGCUCGGUCCAGUCUCUGGGCCGGCUCGGUCCAGUGUCUGGGCCGGCACGGUCCAGUGUCGCGGCCGGCCGGCCCCAGGGAGCCAAUGAGACAGAGGCUGUGACGGCGGGGCUCCCAGCGCCUCUGCCAACGCCCAACAGAUUCAUAAUAUAUGCAGUGAGACA